This is a messenger RNA of Osmerus eperlanus (European smelt), 2171 nucleotides long. It is a transcript of the gene sqstm1, whose product is annotated as sequestosome 1. Bases 227 to 1651 code for a protein of 474 amino acids. The transcript is spliced from 8 exons. Lineage: Eukaryota; Metazoa; Chordata; Actinopteri; Osmeriformes; Osmeridae. Gene Ontology annotation, molecular function: protein kinase C binding; K63-linked polyubiquitin modification-dependent protein binding; zinc ion binding. Gene Ontology annotation, cellular component: amphisome; aggresome. The record is from RefSeq and is a predicted model, not a curated record. Gene Ontology annotation, biological process: endosome organization; aggrephagy; mitophagy.
GGAGCAGAGCCUGUUUUCGUUUGGACUUCCCCUAAAGUCUCCCCAAGUCCCUGUGCGUCUUAUGAUUGGCUAAGCUGUGCCAUAACUAUCGCACAUGACAAUAUAAGCCUUAUACACGGAACUGCUUUCACAGACAUCAAGACACCGAAAGGGAGUUCACAGCUGAUCAGGCAGACCUUUAACAUUUUAACUGCGCAACAAACCGAAGAGGUAGAAAAAAGCGACCAUGUCUAUGACCGUCAAAGCCUAUCUUCUUGGGAAAGAAGAUUCACCGAAAGAAAUCCGGCGUUUUGCUGUCGACCAGGAUGUGUCAACGAGUUUUGAGUAUCUUAACAGAAAGGUGGUUGACGUCUUUUCCAACCUGCGCAGUAUUGCCUUCCAAAUGUUCUACAAAGACGAGGACGGGGACUUGAUCGCCUUCUCCACAGAUGACGAACUCAUGAUGGGGCUCUCCUGCAUCAAGGACGACACCUUUCGCCUCUUCAUUAAAGAGAGGAAGGAGCACCGACGUGACUUCCCCCUCCACGCUUUCCCCGGGGGUGUCCCCCCUUUCCCCUUCCCCCCUCCUCCCGGGGGUCCCCACGGCCACCCACAUGGCCCCCCGCCCCCCCACGGGCCCCCCGUGGUGCACCCCAACGUGACGUGUGACGGCUGCGAGGGCCAGGUGGCUGGGACCCGCUUCAAGUGCACGGUGUGCCCCAACUAUGACCUGUGUUCCCCCUGCCAGGCCAAGGGCCUGCACAAGGAGCACGCCCUGCUGCCCAUCUGGCACCCCUUCAACAUGUUUGAGUGGUUCCCUCGGGGGAAGUGGAUGAGGAAGAUGAGGCAAUGUGGCAUGUGGGCCGCUGCCCAGCAGAACCAGGCCCAGCCCGGACCCUCUGGAACCCAGCCUGGACCUUCUGGAACCCAGCCUGGACCUUCUGGAACCCAGCCUGAACCGAGAGAAACUCAGGCCCCCUCCCAGACAGACCAGACUGCUGUUGAGGACAGCCAGGCUCCCUCUGGCCCGUCUGCAGCCUCUCUGGUCCAGGCCAACGUUGACUUCCUGAAGAACAUAGGCGAGGGCGUUGCAGCCAUGCUCAGCCCCCUGGGCAUCGACGUGGACAUCGACGUGGAGCACGAGGGCCGCAGGACCAAGGUGACCCCCCCGGCGUCCGGAGGGCCCCCUAGCACCAGGAGCGACGCGGGGGCAGGGGGGCCCGGGGGCACAGAUGGUGACAUGGAGGUGGACGAUCUAUGCACUGACGCAGGUCCGAGCAACGGGGCUAAGGUUCGCAGGGACACGACCAUCGACGAGGAAUGGACUCACCUCAGCUCCAAGGAGGUAGACCCCUCCACAGGGGAACUGCAGUCCCUCAGGCUGGGGGAGAACGGCUCCCUGGAGGCCCCAGGGCCCCUCUCCUGUCCCCCAGGGCCCCUCUCCUCUCCCCCGACCCAGGGCUCCACAGGCCUGCGUGAGGCCGCGCUGUACCCCCACCUCCCUCAAGACGCAGACCCGCGCCUGGUGGAGUCCCUGGCCCAGAUGCUGUCCAUGGGCUUCACAGACGAGGGUGGCUGGCUCACCCGGCUGCUGCACACCAAGAACUUUGACAUCGGCUCCGCUCUGGACACCAUCCACUACUCCAAACCCCCCCCCGCCCAGCCCAAGUAGGGCAACAGCAGGCUGGAGCCCCUCCCAUCAUCACCCUGCCUUCCCAGGCCUCUCUGACUCCACACUGGCCAUGUCCAGUACUCUAAUAAUCGUAGUGUGUUAUAUUGAAAUAGCUUUGGAUUUUAUGUUAGCUAUAUGGUUGUAUUAACAUUACUUAGCACAGUAUUUGAUCUGAUAUUCAUACUGACAGCCAUUAUUACCAUGUUUCUGGAUCUACCUUCUAUGAUAUGUAAUGGUAGAAGAGGUUUUAUUAAACAACAUAUUUAGAUUUAUUCUGAACUGGAUUUAAAAGAUAAAACAAACUAUAGGCUACUCAUUACUAAUGGUGAAUCUGUUAAAGCGUCCUCAAUGCAAGUUAAUUAGUUAUUAUUGUAACCUUACAACAUUUAUCCAGAGUAAUUCUUGCCAGAUGUUAUGUUCUGUACAUUCAGAAGAACCGGGUGAAGGGAUGUUAACUGACUGUCUAACACUGAAGUUAUUUCUGCUGUUUUAACACAAUAAAACACUUCAGCAAAAGAAA